Sebastes umbrosus (honeycomb rockfish) is the source of this 1905-nucleotide messenger RNA. It is a transcript of the gene nr1h5, whose product is annotated as nuclear receptor subfamily 1, group H, member 5. Gene Ontology annotation, molecular function: nuclear receptor activity; zinc ion binding; RNA polymerase II cis-regulatory region sequence-specific DNA binding. Gene Ontology annotation, biological process: cell differentiation; positive regulation of transcription by RNA polymerase II; negative regulation of inflammatory response. Lineage: Eukaryota; Metazoa; Chordata; Actinopteri; Perciformes; Sebastidae. The transcript is spliced from 11 exons. The record is from RefSeq and is a predicted model, not a curated record. Bases 187 to 1668 code for a protein of 493 amino acids.
GCGCGCACGCGUGUGCGUGCGCGCGCGCGCGCGUGCGUGCGAGAAUGGAGGCUGGGCUGGAGUCAACGUUACAAAAACUUAGAUAUUUGGACAAAGGGAGAGGACGUCUGGACGCUCGGCGCAGCAGGAAGGCUCCCACCAUCAGCGAUCCCGUAUUACUAGCUGGAGAGAGGAUCAUCUGUCCAGAUGAGAGAGUGGACUGAGUUGGAGAUGAGCUUUUCGGCAGGGGGGUUUCUAUCCUCCUCGGAUGGUUACUGCUCCACAGAGCAGCUCCAGUAUUACGACAUGCUGGCUGACCCUCUGGGCUACCCCCUACAGGACCCUGACCUCCAGCUGCUCCCUUACAGCCAACAACAGUACAGCCCUGCCAACCUGCCCUUCUCCCUCUAUGGCUCUCCGCCCUCCUCCACCUCCUCUCCCUCCUCCUCUUCUUCCUCUUCGCAACCCUGCCAUCCUUCGUACCACUACAACCCUCAUUGCCUGGAGGCCCCCUAUGAGCCCAGCCCCGAGCCCCACUGUGGGGGCCUAGCUGAGGGGCUCGGAGCGGUAGGACUGCCCCUGGGGCGGAGGACACGGGUGGGGUCAGGAGUGAAGGGCAGAGGUCAGGAAGAGCUGUGUGUGGUGUGUGGAGAUAAAGCGUCAGGGUAUCACUACAACGCUCUGACCUGCGAGGGAUGCAAAGGUUUCUUUAGGCGUAGUGUGACUAAAAAGGCUGUGUAUCACUGUAAGAGUGGCGGUGGCUGUGAGAUGGACAUGUACAUGAGGAGGAAGUGCCAAGACUGUCGGCUGAGGAAGUGCCGCGCUGUGGGAAUGCUGGCUGAGUGCCUUCUGACGGAGGUGCAGUGCCAGUCCAAACGACUGAGGAAAGGAGGGAAAGGCAGAGGACAGGAGGAACAGGAGAACACAGACAGCAGGAGGGUCAGCUCUACCAGCAGGCUACCUGGACAGGCUUUGUCUGUCAGUUUAACCCGAGACCAGAAGUACAUUGUGGACAGGAUGGUGGAGGCCCAUCGACUGUACAGAGCACAGGACAGCAGCCACUCCAGGUUGUUUGAGUGGCCGUGUACAGAAGAAGGGGAGGGCUUGUCUGAUGUUGUAUCACCCCACCUGCAACGACUGCUACAAUUUGCCAGAACAGUACCUGGUUUUGACCUCCUGGAUUUUUCCAACCAGCACUCUCUCUUGUUUGUCUCUUCACUGGAGGUCAUGUUCCUGUUCUCAGCUCAGCAGUUCUCCCACAACCCAACAGGCCCCAGUCCAGCUCUGCAGAUUUUUAGUAUGUCAACACACAACUGGCUGAGAAAUGUAGAGUCUAAGGAAAACAUCCACAGUAGGACGCCGGUCAACUCAGGAGGCAGUGAGGAUCUCCUCGGACCGGUGCUCAACUUCUUCCACAGCAUGUCAAUGCUAAGGGUGACGGAAGCUGAAUACACCCUGCUCACUGCUACGGCUCUGCUCUGCUCAGACCGUGCGUCACUGCAGGCUGCCAGCUGUGUUGAGAAAAUGCAAGAACUGAUCCUGGACCUGCUGUCCAGGGUGUGUGGGGCCCAGGCUGGAGCUGCACGAGGGGGGCCGCAACGGUUUGGCCGCUUGCUGGGCAGACUGACGGAGCUACGAACCCUCCGUCACAAUUACCUCCUUCUGACUAGACAGCAGCCCAGACACUGACAGAGAGGACACACCGGAAAUGGUGAAAACUACCAAUAUCAUCUCUGGGAAGUUUCAUGUUUGAAUUGAAGGACUGGGACUGAAAUGUUGUGGACUGCUGUUUUUUGUUUGGACAAAAGAUAUACUGUAGGGAAAGAUACAGGUCUUUUUAUAACUGUUGUAUACAAGUAACAUGUACAAUUACAGUACUCUUCACUAUGCUCAGUGUUGUUAAAAUAAAAUACUGACUGUAUUCUA